AUGACGGGCAGAGGAGCCGCGCGGCCCAACGGGCAGCCGCAGCCCAGCAAGAUCUGCCAGUUCAAACUGGUGCUGCUGGGCGAGUCGGCCGUGGGCAAGUCCAGCCUGGUGCUGCGCUUCGUCAAGGGCCAGUUCCACGAGUACCAGGAGAGCACCAUCGGCGCCAAGAAGCUGCCAAAGAGCGAGCCGCAGAGCACGAGCGGCGCGGCCGGGCGGCCCCGCGGCGUCGACCUGCACGAGCAGAGCCAGCAGAACAAGAGCCAGUGCUGUAGCAACUAAGGGGCGGCGCGGGAGCCAGAGCGAAGACGUCACCUCCGUCCCCGUCCAGCACCCCUCACCUCCAUAACGGCACCGAGACCCCGUCGGAAGCAGAACCCUCCCGAGAGCUCCGUCUAACUGCACUUUUUAAUGCUUCGAAACCACCACCCGUUACCACCAGCCCGAUGGCAGUGGAACUAGAUCRGCCGGGGACUUAACUUCCAAAAACAAACUCUUCUUCACUUUGUAUUAUAGGUGCAAAUAGCGACCUGAUUCUGAUUCCUCCCUCGCUCUCUCUCCGUGUGCCACCUCUCCGCUUUGGUAAAUCCGUGUCCGCGGGCUCGUGACGUCUCUCCUCUGCCCUCCCUUAGAGCUGGGGCAGGGAGAGACGCGAGGAGGUGGCACCGUCAUCCUUAGCGGGUCACUUUGUGCUGAGCAAGUUGGAACCAGAGACUUCCAGGAACCGUGGGUUUCUUCCGAGGGCUCUGCCAUGGGUUUAUCU
Messenger RNA from Nothoprocta perdicaria, 760 nucleotides. RefSeq names its product RAB5B, member RAS oncogene family (gene RAB5B). The record is from RefSeq and is a predicted model, not a curated record. Lineage: Eukaryota; Metazoa; Chordata; Aves; Tinamiformes; Tinamidae. Gene Ontology annotation, molecular function: GTP binding; GTPase activity. Bases 1 to 279 code for a protein of 92 amino acids. The transcript is spliced from 2 exons.